CGUCGUUUGCGUUGUACAAACAUUCUUUCCUCUCCAUUUUAUUUUUAUUUCUAUUUUUUCUCUCCCCCUCCCCGUCUCCCCCCAAAAAAAUGCCGUCUAUUUAUUUUUCGUUUUAUUUUUUCCCACGUCCGUGUGCGCGUUACCUCUCUACCACACUCUUUCUCAUCGCAUUUGCCUACCCACAUGCCGUCCCGCUGUAUGCACGCAUCGCUCGGUGGACUAUGGAGGCUAUUUCACACCGUGCGGUUGAGGGGCGGUUUUUGAAUAUUUUCAAAUUUAAUUAUAUUAUUACGUGUGAAGAGAGUAAGGGAUGUGUCACGAGUCGCGACGUUCGUACUGCAUAAUAUCGUUAUUAUAUUAAAGCGUGCCGGCAAGCCGUCGUCCGGCUUAUGCACGCGACGCUUUAUUAUUAUUCUCGCCCCGGUUCUUUCGGUACCACCUAUAUGGGGGCGGGUGGUAUAAAUUAUGUUUUAGGAGAGCACUAAGCGAUAAACGUUUUUCCACCGUGGCCACGACGCUGGUUCUCGCCAUUUGCGCUUCUCACUUAUUUCGUAUUUUCUCAGAAAGCGCCGUUCCCGACAAUAACGAUACCUAACGAUAAUUAUAUCUAUAAUUAUAAGUUUUUGAAGAUUUUGCGUCAUUUACGAUCCGGCGAUGCGUCUUUUUCGUUCUCCCCAAUUCCCGGGGUUUGGUUGGGUGGUGGUCAACGGUUAGGUUAGGGUGCGACCCAUUCCUCGCCAUCGCUGUUUACCCGGCCGGAUUCCGUAAAAUCGAUCGUCUCGUUUCGCCCGGGCUCGCGUGGCGUUUUUCGUAGUAAUUUUCGUUUUUCGUUUCUCUCAUCUACCCGAGCUGGGUACCCCGACAACGACCAUUUUUUAUUUCACUCAGCAUUUUGCAUUCCCAGCACCGCAUUGAAACACAGUAGAGAUUCCAUUAAAAAACGGUUUCAAAAAAAAAAUAAUACAUCCCACGUUGCCGUCGUCGGAACGAAUACACAAACCUCAUUAUAAAUAACGAUGUGCGCCACUUGAGUACUACAAUUAUUUUACGGUCUCUUUUCACUAUUUUCGUUAUAAUGCCGCCUCGAAUAUCGUUUAUUAUCGGACAUAUCCUCGUAAAUCCCAGAGCCACAGCCCACAUUGUUAAUGUUCUUAAAAUUUUAAGACAUUUUUCAUCCGUCACAAAAAACGAUAGAACCUUGAUUUGACUAUUCUAUAAUAGUAGUAGGGAUAUAAUACUGAUAUCCUAACAGAUCCCGUUCCUCUUAAUAUCGUCGUCCCAAUAUAAUAUUAUAUUAACUAUUUCAAACGUUGUACUGAUUCUUGUCUGGGGUAUUAUUUAUUUUUUUGAUGAAAUUGUUUUUGGCGUCUUGUUUGGAGUUUAUAGCGUUUGUUCUGUACCAAUUCUAAUUACGAUUAAACAGAUGUAGAAUUAAUUAUUUGUAUAAUAUUAGAUUAUGGCGUAAAAACUAAAAUGUAUUUUAUUUUUAGGCACUGCAUUAACAAUCUAUAUGCGUCUUAUGCUCUUAUACCUACGCAAUAACCUAUUUUUAGAAUUAAUUUUACUGUACAAAAACAGAUUUAUAUAAUCUAUCAAAUAACCUUAAUAUUUCUAUUUUAAAGCAUUAUUGGUUAUUGCAUUUUUCGUUAUUGUUGGUCAUUUUAGUUGUUAUAAUAUUAAAUAUAAUAUUACAUCAUUUUCAUUAGGCACUUAUAUAUAUAUAAAAAAAAAACAUUAAAAUAAACUUCAAUUACUAUAAUGAACACUUACACGCCCUACAAAAAAGUUAAACGUGUGGUCCCUCUUCGAGUUGAAUUUUUGGGUGGUAACUGACUAUUGAUUUUUUAAUGAAAUGCCCAUCUGGACUUUACACUUAACGAGCGUCUGAAAUAUGUUUUCUGAAUGAUUGCAAUUUGAGAUUAAAUUGUCAAACUAAUGAUACUAUACAAAUAUAUCUAUUGAGUAAAAAAAAAUAUAUAUAAUUUAUAAAUCAAUACAAUUUGGAAUAAAAUAAAAGAAUUAUUUUAUUUCAUACAAGCAAUUUUUUCACAUUUUUAAAAAAUAUUACAGUAAUGAUUUUGUCUGAACAAAAUAAGAACAUAAAAUAAUAUGCUAGAGUUAGAACUUUAAUUAUUAUUUUAUUCUAAGUAAAAUGACUUAAUUAAAUCAAACAAGAAAAACAAUUAUGAAUUAUAUGAUGGGUAUUGGUAAAUAUUUAGUCUCAACCAAAACUAUAAAACACUGCGAAUAUAAAGUGUUAAUAGAAGUACAAUGACAGUUAAUGGCCAGCACUAUUGUCUGCGAUGGAACAAUUACCAAUCAAAUAUGACCUCUGUGUUUCAUCAACUUCUUCGAAAUGAAUCGUUUGUUGAUGUUACUCUUGCUUGCAAUGAGAGCACACUUAAAGCACACAAAGUUGUCUUAUCGGCUUGCUCAUCAUAUUUCCAAAAACUAUUGAUGGAUAACCCAUGUAAACAUCCAACCAUUAUACUGCCUUAUGAUGUUUGUUUUAACGAUCUUAAAUUCAUUAUAGAGUUUGUGUAUAGAGGCGAAAUUGAUGUGUCUCAAGCUGAAUUACAAUCUCUUCUAAAGACAGCUGACCAGUUAAAGAUUAAAGGACUAUGUGAAGUGCCCGAAGAUGAACGUGAUACAUCUAUUGUUGCCGAAGUAACUCCUUUGGGCCCUUUAAAAAGUGGUGGAAGAGUGUUCACAAAAUUACAACGCAGAACUUCUCCCUAUUCAAAAAAAAUGAGUCCUAAUCAAAUUCAACAGGAUCAGUUUAAUCGAAGUUAUUAUCGAAUUGAACAGUCGGGUUUUGCGCCUAUCAGUGUUGAUCAAGAAAACAAAUCUAUAAAUACUAUCCAUUGCAUGACUGUAGCAACAUCAACUGAAGAUGAUGAGAAAGAAAUGAAGUCGACACUAACAGAUAUGCCAGUGGUCAUACUAGAGCCACAUUCUACACUAAGUUUACAAGCCCAACAACAGCCCCAGAUAGUUCACAUACCUAUACCACAACAACAACAACAACAACAAAUGAGCCAUGUAACACAACAUACAAAUCAACCACAGUUACAACAAGCUGCAGUUCAAACUCAUUCACAAAUGAUUAUCACAACAGGUCCAGUUAUGACAGUAAAUGAAGCUGACAUUACGCCUGAUAUACAGCCUGUUGGACCAAGGGCAACACCAGUACCAGUAAAAAAUAACACAAGUCCCUCAUCAACUCCUACACAUAGAGAUAUGGCUGUUGGUACAUCGUGUUCAAAUGAUAUGAUGAGAAGUGAUGGAAGUGAAGGAAAAUUUGAAAGUGUUAAAUUUGAAACACUUCGUACUAUUGAUCAAUCAUCAGAUGCAAUUGGAAUAGAAAGACAACAUUCUAAUGACCGUAGUAUAAAUGAUGAAGACAAUUCAAUGCAUACAAUGAUGAUAACACCUGAACUUUUGGGAUUACUACCAAAUUCUUCUAAUACAGGAGAUGUCAGUGAAGAUAGUUCUAGUAACAAUAUUAACAAACAGUACGGUACAAAUGGUGGCAAAGGAUGGACAGCUGAUGACAUGGAAAACGCCUUAGAAGCAUUACGUUCACAUAAUAUGUCUUUGACCAAAGCAUCCAUAACAUUUGGGAUUCCUUCUACUACAUUGUGGCAGCGGGCUCACCGCGCUGGUAUAGAUACUCCUAAAAAGGAUGGACCAGCUAAAUCUUGGAAUGAUGAAGCUUUAAACAUUGCUUUAGAUGCUCUGCGUACUGGCACUAUCUCAGCAAAUAAAGCUAGUAAAGCUUAUGGCAUACCUAGUAGUACAUUAUACAAGAUUGCGCGGCGGGAAGGAAUUAGAUUAGCUGCUCCAUUCAAUGCAGCACCAACUUCUUGGGGUCAGGAGCAGUUAGACCAAGCAUUGCAUGCUAUACGAACUGGACAAACAACUGUGCAACGAGCUGCAGCCGACUAUGGUAUACCUUCUGGUACACUAUAUGGCCGGUGUAAACGUGAGAAAAUUGAACUGUCCCGCAGCAAUCCAACCCCAUGGUCUGAGGACGCUAUGAUGGAAGCUUUGGAAUCUGUGCGAUUAGGUCAUAUGAGUAUUAAUCAGGCAGCUAUACAUUAUAAUCUACCAUAUUCUUCGUUAUACGGGCGUUUCAAAAGGGUGAAAUAUGGAGCUGGACAUCCAGAUGAUGAUUGUGACGAUAUGAUUGAUUCAGAUACACAAAGCGAACAACAGCACAUUCAACAACAACAACAACAGCAGCAACAGCAGGCAAAUCAGCAAGUUCAGGCUACACCAGUGUCCCAAAUAAUGUUGGUUCAAUAUCCAGCACCACAGAUUCAAAUGUAUCAACAACAUCCAACUCAUUCAACCACUAGUUGAGAUGAAGUAAAAUACUUGCAGCCAUUGUGAUGUGUUAGAACUGCAAGUAUUCACUUUAAUAAUUUAUAAGUCUGACCGUUGUACUUUUUUUUUUAAAUUUAUCUGUGAUAUUUAAACAGCGAAAACAUAAUUGUUAUUCAAUGUUUUUAUUUGAUCUCUUAUAAUAUCUAUUUUAGGUUUUUAUGUAAAUAUCAAUAUUAAACUGAUAAAUAUUAUUAUA
This is a messenger RNA of Metopolophium dirhodum (rose-grain aphid), 4585 nucleotides long. RefSeq names its product longitudinals lacking protein, isoforms H/M/V (gene psq). NCBI's taxonomy places the organism in Eukaryota, Metazoa, Arthropoda, Insecta, Hemiptera, Aphididae. Gene Ontology annotation, cellular component: nucleus. Gene Ontology annotation, molecular function: protein binding; DNA binding. Gene Ontology annotation, biological process: regulation of transcription by RNA polymerase II. The coding region runs from base 2272 to 4365 and encodes 697 amino acids. The record is from RefSeq and is a predicted model, not a curated record. The transcript has 9 exons.